AUGGGGGAAUCUGAAAAGCUUGUAAAGACACUUUUUGAAGAAGCAAAAAAGAGACAACCAGCUAUAAUUUUCAUUGAUGAAAUUGAUGCUGUAGGAUCAUCAAGAGAGGGACUUGGAGGUGGAAGUAGUAAUGAGAGUAUUUCACGACUGAAAACUGAACUCUUGCUAAAAGUUCAAGAUGUUUUGGAUAUGAAAGAUACUGGAAUUAUUGUCAUUGGAGCCACAAAUAGGCCAACGGAUUUGGAUCCUGCUCUGAGAAGAAGAUUUCAAAAACGUAUUUAUAUUCCUCUUCCUGACGAGAAUGCAAGAAAGCAAUUAUUCAGAGUUAACUUGGAAGGUGUGGAAGUGGAUGUGACACACGAAAAUAUUGAUGAAUUCGCCAAAUUAACCAACCAAUAUUCAGGAGCAGAUAUUGGAAUUAUUAUAAGGGAUGCUCUUAUGAAACCAGUAAGAGAAGCAAUGAAUUCUGACUAUUUCAAAACAACAAACGAUGGAACCAUAGUCCCAUGUUCCAGAAACGAAAAGAACUCUAAAAAGAUGAACAUGUUGGACAUUAAGCAACCAGAAAAAUUGAAAAUUGCAAAGGUAACUGCUAAGGAUAUUUAUGAUUCCAUUAAAUCGGUAAAACCUUCCACAAAUCCAAGUGAAAUACUUUCAUUCAUUGAAUUUACACAAAACUAUGGAGAAUCUGAUAAUCCAGUUGAGGAAGAACAUGAAGAAAUUGAGAAUCAAUACAAACGAAAGAAGGAUGAUAAUAUCUACGUCCAAGAAAUUGGCACUGCUACAGUGCAAAAACCAAAACGAAAGAAAUAUCUAUAG
Naegleria gruberi is the source of this 819-nucleotide messenger RNA. RefSeq lists its product as uncharacterized. Lineage: Eukaryota; Heterolobosea; Eutetramitea; Acrasida; Naegleriidae. Gene Ontology annotation, molecular function: ATP hydrolysis activity; ATP binding. The record is from RefSeq and is a predicted model, not a curated record. Bases 1 to 819 code for a protein of 272 amino acids. The transcript has a single exon. Gene Ontology annotation, biological process: vacuole organization; endosomal transport.